Molecule: messenger RNA, 3765 nt
Organism: Entrophospora sp. SA101
Lineage: Eukaryota; Fungi; Glomeromycota; Glomeromycetes; Entrophosporales; Entrophosporaceae
Source: the annotation of a GenBank genome assembly
AUGGCUCCAUUUAAUCAACGUCCUGAAAAUGCUCUUAAAAGAGCUGAAGAAUUAAUCGCAGUUGGACAAAAUGUGGCCGCCUUACAAUCUCUACAUGAUAUUGUUCUUUCGAUACGGUCACGGACCAUACCUUUACCCUCCUUCGAACCAAUAAUGCUUCGAUUCAUUGAAUUAUGUGUGAAUCUGAGAAAAGGGAAGACUGCCAAAGAAGGCUUAUAUCAAUUUAAACAUAUUUCACAAAGUUAUAGUGUCGCAACUAUUGAGCUUGUCAUUAAAAGAUUUCUUGAACUCGCUGAAGAAAAAGUAACUACUGCACAAGCAAAAGCUGAUCAAAUCACUUUGGAAACCGUCGAUGAUCUUGAGGCAUCUGAGACUCCAGAAUCAAUUAUGUUAAGUACAGUUAGUGGUGAACAAAGUAAAGACAGAACCGAUAGAGCCGUGGUUACACCCUGGCUUAAAUUUUUAUGGGAAGCAUAUAGAACAGCUUUAGAUUUUCUAAGAAAUAAUGUUCGAUUAGAAGUCUUUUAUCAACAAACAGCACAUCAAGCAUUUCAAUUUUGUUUAAAGUAUACUCGUAAAACAGAAUUUCGACGUCUUUGUGAACUUCUUCGCAACCAUCUUCAAAACAUAGCAAAAUAUCCAAAUCAAACUAACUUGAUUAAUUUGAACGAACCAGAAACCUUAAAACGCCAUCUUGAUACAAGAUUUUAUCAGCUUAAUGCAGCUGUUGAAUUGGAAUUAUGGCAAGAAGCUUUUAGAUCCGUUGAGGAUAUUCAUAAUCUAUUGUCAUUAUCAAAAGGAUCUCCAAAACCAAUGAUGAUGGCCAAUUAUUAUGAUAAACUUACAAAAAUCUUUUUAGUUGGUGAAAAUUAUUUAUUCCAUGCUGCUGCAUGGAAUUGCUAUUAUACAUUGGUAAAAACUCAAAAUAAAUCGUUGUCUGAUGAAGAAAAUACCAGAAUGGCUUCUUUUGUUUUAUUAUCUGUUCUUGCCAUUCCUGUUAUCACUAAUUCUAAGACUCGUUUACUUGAAAUUGAUGAUAAUAAAAAUAAACAACAUAGACUUGCUAUUUUGCUCGGAAUGAGUCGUGCACCAACUAGGACUGGUUUACUUAAAGAGGCACUAAACAAACAUAUUCUUAGAAAAGUUCAACCUGAACUUAGAGAUUUAUACAACAUUCUGGAGGUUCAAUUUCAUCCUUUGUCAAUAUGUAAAAAAAUCGAACCUAUUGUCAAUCAUCUUUCACAAGAUACUGAAAUGGCAAAAUAUGUUAAGCCUUUACAUCAAGUUAUUUUGACAAGACUUUUUCAACAACUUUCACAAGUUUAUGAUACAGUUAAACUUGAUUUUAUCAUAAAUCUAGCAUCCUUUGCACCACCAUAUAAUUAUGAAGCUGCGACUAUUGAGAAAUUUAUUAUGAAUGGAUGUAAAAAGGGCGAACUUUCAAUCAGAAUUGAUCAUGCUACUAAAAGUUUAACAUUUGAGACAGAUAUAUUCUUAUCACCAAAAAUUACUGAUUCUGAUGGGGCCAAAUUACAAGCAUCACCUACAGAUCAAAUGCGUGAACAACUUUCCAAACUUUCUAAAUGCUUUUAUACUGCUGUUCAUAUGAUAGAUCCUAGUAUAGUCGAAGCCAAAAAGCAAGCUAAAUCACAAACUAUUGCGCAUGCUUUAUCUGGUAUGGAAGAUGAACAUAAUAACGCUUUGGCUCGUAAAGCCAUUAUUGAACGUAGAAGGGAGUUGUUAGAAACUUUAUUGAUGCGUCAAGAGAAAGAAGAACAACGGCAAAGAGCUAUUCGUCAAAAACAAAGAGACGAAGAAUUAAAACAACGUCAAUUAGAAGAGGCUAAAAAAAGAGAGUCGCUUAGAAGAAAGCGUGAAUAUGAAGCUAUCCAAAAAGAAGAAGUCAGAAAAUUUGCCGAAUCUCUUAAAGCUAAAAAAUUGAAUGUUCAGCCAGAGGAUUUGGAAAAUUUAGAUCCAGACCGUCUGGUACAAUUACAAGUUGAACAUAUCGAAAAAGAAAAAAAAGAACUUGGUGAACGUCUUAGAACCCUUGCAAAACGCAUGGAUCAUUUGGAACGUGCUUAUCGUAAAGAAGAAAUUCCUUUGCUUGUACAAGAUUAUGAAAAACAAAAGAAAACUGACCGAGAGUUACACGAUGAUGCUCGUAAAAUGCAACUUGAAGCAGCGGCUUCCAAACAUACUGAGAAUCUUAAAAUCAAAUCAAGGUUAAUGAGAAUGUUGCCUGAUUAUCAACAGUACCGUAAAGAUAUUGAAAAUAAAAGAUUUGAAGAAUUUGAAGAACAUCAAAUGGAACGUGCAGAAGCAGAACGUCAAGAAAAAGAAAAAGCUCAAAAGGCAGAAUAUGAAGCUAAGAAAAGGAAACUUGACGAACAAGCUGCCAAGCAACGCGAGCGUGAGGAAGAAGCUGAACAAAGAAGAUUAAAACGUGAAUUGGAACAAAAGGCAAAAGAUCUUGAAAGACAACAAAUGGAAGAUAAAGAAAAAAAAAAGGCUCAAGAUGCUCAAGAAAAAAUAUCCGCUCCCAAAAGUAGUUACAUUCCACCUGCACUUCGUAAGCAAUUAGAAUCUACAUCACAAUCACCAAUUAAAUCACAGGGUAGAGUAGCAUCAGGUCGUGGUGCCAAUAUCGAAGAACCACAACGCCGUCGUACUGAAGAAACAACAUGGCGAAGGGGUGAGACAGUUCGUAGCAAUACAAUUGAUACCGAUACACUCCGAACUGAGCCAGGAAUAAUACGUAAGCCAGAUCCACAUAGAUCAACUGAUGACGGUUCUUGGCGUAGUAGACAAGAUUCAAGCCGUGGUUCUGAGCGUAAAACAGGUACAAGUCGUGGUACUGAUGACGGUUCUUGGCGUAGCAGACAAGAUUCAGGUGCUGCUGAUGAUGGUCCAUGGCGUAGAUCAAAUUCAGGCCAUCACAAUUUUGGUAAUAUGACACAUGAAAAUUGUGAAACCAAUAUUUGGCAAAUGAUGGAUAAUUCUUUGGAUUACAUGAGAUUUCAAAAUCAUUGUCGUCUCAAAUCAUCUUGGGCUAGAAUUAUUAAACGGUAUCAGGAUGUGAGUGACGAGGAAGCAGAUGUGAUAGAUCUUAUAACGCAAGAAAUAAUAAUUAAUCGUGGCAUAAUUCAAAAUGACAACAUACGUGUAUUAGGUGAAUGUUCUGGCAAAUCUACAGAAUUUUGCUUGGAUGGAGAAAAAGGAAAAGACACAGAAUUAGAUGUUAAUGACAAUGACAAUGACGAUGAUCAUACAUGGAAAUUAGAUGCUGCUACCAUUGAUAUUAUGUUGGAUGACACAAGUUCAGAAGAACUUUUAUAUAAUAAAGAAGAUUUUUCAUCGCAUAUAGAUUAUAACAUUGAUGGACUAUGUAAAGAUUUUGAAUCAGAAGAAUUAUAUAUGACAGAUGACGAGUAUUCUGGCGACGAAGGUUCAAUAUAUAACAGCAAAUAUUCUAAUAUACAAGAUAAAAAUGAGCUUAAUCGAUCAUUUCUAUCAUCUUCAGAAAUUACAUCUAAUACAUCUAAUUUAAAGAAAAAGGAAAAACAUUCUAAAUUUAGAAAACAUAAAUGUUAUAUUGUUAUAGAUUCAGGUUGUGAAAGUUUAGAAGAAUAUGAACCACAAAUAAGGAGUAAAAUAGUAUCUUACGAUAUAAUAGAAUCAGGUAGUGAAAGCCUUGAGGAAUUAUUAGUAGGGAGAAAACGAAGGAAAUUAGGAAAUACACUCUAUAAUAAUAAAAAGAUAUAG